CAUCUUUAGCUCUAUUGCAUCCUCAACCCUCUCGAUUGGCUUCGAGAUCCUUUUCCUCCAACAACUCUAGACAUCCGUCACCCAAUAACAAUAAACCCUCUCCUCUUCUCUCUUGGAUAUUGCAAUAAUGUCUGGCCCAGUUGCUGAUCUCGGCCUUAUUGGCCUGGCCGUCAUGGGUCAGAACCUGAUUCUGAACAUGGCCGACCAUGGUUUCACCAUCUGCGCAUUCAACCGUACCGUGUCCAAGGUCGACCGCUUCCUCGACAACGAGGCCAAGGGCAAGUCCAUCGUUGGUGCUCACUCCACCGAGGAGUUCGUCGCCACUCUGAAGAAGCCCCGCCGUGUCAUGCUCCUCGUUCAGGCUGGCAAGGCUGUCGACGACUGGAUCGAGACUCUCCUGCCCCUCCUCGAGGCCGGCGAUAUCAUUAUUGACGGUGGAAACUCUCACUUCCCCGACUCCAACAGGAGGACCCAGUACCUCAAGACCAAGGGCCUCCACUUCGUCGGCUCCGGUGUUUCCGGUGGCGAGGAGGGUGCCCGCUACGGCCCCUCCAUGAUGCCCGGUGGUGACGAGGCUGCCUGGGCCCCAAUCAAGGACAUCUUCCAGAGCAUCGCUGCCAAGAGCGAUGGCGAGGCGUGCUGUGACUGGGUCGGUGACGAGGGUGCUGGGCACUACGUCAAGAUGGUCCACAACGGUAUUGAGUACGGUGACAUGCAGCUCAUCUCUGAGGCGUACGACAUCAUGAAGCGCGGUCUCGGCAUGUCCAACAAGGAGAUUGGCGACACCUUUGCCAAGUGGAACAACGGCGUCCUGGACUCCUUCCUGGUCGAGAUCACUCGGGACAUCAUGUACUACAAUGAUGAGGAUGGCAAGGCCCUUGUCGAGAAGAUUCUGGACCAGGCUGGUCAGAAGGGAACCGGAAAGUGGACUGCCAUCAACGCUCUCGACCUGGGCAUGCCCGUCACCCUGAUUGCCGAGGCUGUGCUGGCUCGCUGCCUGUCUGCUAUCAAGGAGGAGCGUACCGAGGCCUCGACCAGGCUCGAGUUUGUCGGCCGCGUCAAGGAGUUCGACGGCAGCAAGGAGCAGUUCCUCGACGACCUUGAGCAGGCUCUCUACGCUUCCAAGAUCAUCUCCUACGCCCAGGGCUUCAUGCUGAUGCAGGAGGCCGCCAAGGAGUACGGCUGGAAGCUGAACAAGCCCUCUAUCGCCCUGAUGUGGCGUGGUGGUUGCAUCAUCCGGUCCGUCUUCCUCAAGGACAUCACCAGCGCGUACCGCAACAACCCCGACCUCAAGAACCUGCUCUUCGAUGACUUCUUCAACAAGGCCAUUCACAAGGCCCAGCCCGGCUGGAGAGACGUUGUCGCCAAGUCGGCCCAGCUCGGUAUCCCAACCCCGGCUUUCUCCACUGCACUGUCAUGGUUCGAUGGUUACCGCACCAAGGACCUGCCUGCCAACCUGCUGCAGGCCCAGCGUGACUACUUCGGUGCCCACACUUUCAAGAUCAAGCCAGAGGCUGCCACCGAGAAGUACCCUGUCGGCCAGGACAUCCACGUCAACUGGACUGGCCGUGGCGGAAACGUUUCUGCCUCUACAUACCAAGCAUAAGUCGGAAAUGUCAAUCUGCUAGAUAGAAGUUUGAACCUGUAGAUCGAUUCGCCUUUCCCCCAAGGACGGCCACAUCAAAAGGUGGUACACAGCACUUCGUAAUCGGGUACAGGUACUAAUACAAAAAUAAAGAUUUGCUAUGUUAUGAACAACAACAACC
Messenger RNA from Cryphonectria parasitica EP155, 1766 nucleotides. Its product is annotated as decarboxylating 6-phosphogluconate dehydrogenase. Gene Ontology annotation, biological process: pentose-phosphate shunt, oxidative branch; pentose-phosphate shunt. NCBI's taxonomy places the organism in Eukaryota, Fungi, Ascomycota, Sordariomycetes, Diaporthales, Cryphonectriaceae. The transcript has 5 exons. Bases 128 to 1606 code for a protein of 492 amino acids. Gene Ontology annotation, cellular component: cytosol. Gene Ontology annotation, molecular function: NADP binding; phosphogluconate dehydrogenase (decarboxylating) activity. The record is from RefSeq and is a predicted model, not a curated record.